GACGCGAUGACGCACAAACUUGUACGUAAAGUAGGAAGAAGGAGUAGCCUCUCUCCAACAUGGCGGCGACCAUAGACACCAGCAAUGCCGUUCAGGCGACAAAGAAAAAGCAUCUCGGGAUCCCCGAAGCAUUUUUUGUGGAGGAUGUGGACUCCUUUAUGAAAAAGCCAGGCAAUGAGACGGCAGACGCUGCUCUGAGGAAGCUGGACGAACAGCUCCAGAAAUAUAAAUACAUGGAGCUCAACCUAUCCCAGAAGAAAUUCAGGUUGAAAAGCCAGAUCCCACAAAUCACACAGACGCUAGAAAUCCUGCGACACAUGCAGAAGAAGAAGGACACCACAACGCCCAUGGAGACGCACUUCCUAUUGGCCGACAAUGUUUACUGCAAGGCUUCCGUACCGCCCACCGAUAAAGUGUGCCUAUGGUUAGGGGCUAACGUCAUGUUAGAGUACGACAUCGAUGAAGCCCAGGCUCUGCUGGAGAAGAACCUGUCUACGGCAUCUCGUAACCUCGAGACACUCGAGGAUGAUCUGGACUUCCUGCGAGACCAGUUCACCACCACCGAAGUCAACAUGGCACGAGUUUACAACUGGGACGUGAAGAGAAGGAGCAAAGAAAACCUCCUCAAAUCUGCAGAAAAGUCUUAAUAUCGACAGCAUCCACAUCCCUUCGGCUAACUAUCUUCUACUCGCAUAAAUAAAAAAACAAACCCCGUCCCCUUUCAGUCACAUGUAUGUUCACCCCCAUAGCUCGGCGGAAAAGAGUGCAUAUUUAAAAUAUAAAAGUGGCAGUGUGUUUGAUUUGGAUUCUUAAACCAAGCACACUUCGUUUUAAAGAUGCCCCCUUUAACGUCAAGCUUCCACCUCUACUGUUUUCAGUUGAUUUGUUACUUUUUAAUGUAUUUUUUCAAGUAAAAACUAACAAAAUCAAAGGCAA
Molecule: messenger RNA, 936 nt
Organism: Eleginops maclovinus (Patagonian blennie)
Lineage: Eukaryota; Metazoa; Chordata; Actinopteri; Perciformes; Eleginopidae
Gene: vbp1
Product: von Hippel-Lindau binding protein 1
Exons: 6
Coding region: 60-647 (195 amino acids)
Biological process (GO): protein folding; microtubule-based process; tubulin complex assembly
Cellular component (GO): prefoldin complex; cytoplasm
Molecular function (GO): tubulin binding
Source: RefSeq, a predicted model, not a curated record